This is a messenger RNA of Bombus pascuorum, 1504 nucleotides long. RefSeq lists its product as uncharacterized. Bases 364 to 1125 code for a protein of 253 amino acids. The transcript has 4 exons. The record is from RefSeq and is a predicted model, not a curated record. NCBI's taxonomy places the organism in Eukaryota, Metazoa, Arthropoda, Insecta, Hymenoptera, Apidae.
CUAUCAUCGGCAUUCAUCGGUCUGUUUCGGCUAAGUUCAUUUAAAAUUUCGGGCGUCGGCUUGUGAUGGACGACGAUUAUUAAAAAGGUGUUGUCUAAAACGGUGUUGUCUUGUGUUCACGUUUAUAACUAAAUCGAUUGAAACUUUUAACAAUUACAAUAGUAAAUUAUCAUCGGAAGAAAUUCAUAUGUGUCGAAAUAAUAUUGCAACGAGAAAUUGACGAUAUCAUGGAAAACAAUGAAACAAAUAUUUAUAAACUAACCUUCCCUGUCACAGUGUAAAACACGGGGUGUAAUUUCAAAACAUCGUUUUAAUCAUUUAUUAGAAAUUGUAAGAAAAAGAAACUAUCGUAUUCACUAUAAAAUGAAUUACGGGAAAAAAUCUCCUAGCAUGGGUACACCAUCGGUAUACUCGCACGUUACUACACGUAGCAGUGCAAAUUUAAAAUCUUCACGAUCAAUGCGUAGUGUUAAAACACGUUGGUAUCAAAAACCAAUUUUAACACAUUCACAUUUACUUAAUAUUCAAAGAGGCGCCAUGUUUACAGCUAUAUUUGCAUUGUGUUUAGCCAUUUUUACCAUUUGUACGUCUAUAUUUGAUCUUUAUUGUCUUUACGAAGCUGCACCAGGCUCAACCCAUUAUGGAUACUAUAUAAUAUCCUAUGAAUUUGUUUAUGUGGGCAAUCGGCAUGUACGUAACGCUCUUGUUGUUUUUGCUUUGUUCUCUAUGCUUGGUGGAGUGGUAGUGUUUGGAACAUCUGUGAUGUUGAUAACUGCUUUAAGAAAAGAAUAUGAAAAGAAGAUGGUACCAUGGCUCUACAGUUUUGCAGCUUUCACUGUCUUCAGACUUCUUGCUUUUAUCUUCUUCAGUAUAGUAAACGACAUGAUAUUUGCUUAUAAUAUUACAAUGUGUAUUUUGUGGAUGACAUUCAUUUGUUUUUCCACUUAUGGAUGGUUAAUAGUGUAUUCUUUAUAUGUGGAAUUAUGCGAUCUUACAAGACUAGAAGAUUUAGCUCACUUAAGAAUCGGGACCAUGCAAUCAUUGAAUGCAUCAACUACGCAGUCCAUUGCUGGUUCUCGUCCAACAACACCACAUAGCGCGGUAUCGGCACUGCCUACGAAUUAAGGCAGGAAAAUUUGAAUAAUCUCUACAUUCCAUCAAGUUGUGACAGUGUCAUUAUUUUCGUUUCAUCAAUAUGAAUAAAUACUUUACAUGAAAAUGGAAAGGAUACGAGACGAGGAAGCUGGAUAUAUGUACACGUACAUAUAUGGUGUUACGAUACUUGUUUAGCGCAAAGCGUAAUAUAUAUAUAUAAGCGUAUAAAUAUACAUUAAUCCGUCCGAUAACAUUGGGAUUCCGUCCAAAACUAUAAUAAAGCACGAGUUCUUAAGAGUAGAAACUCGCACGCUUGUAUGAAUAUUAACUUAGUAACUAUUUGUAACCAUAUUUAAUUUUUGUUAUAAUUAACACUCUUUUGCUAAUAAAAUUUGGAUAAACUUUUAAA